Molecule: messenger RNA, 813 nt
Organism: Adineta ricciae
Lineage: Eukaryota; Metazoa; Rotifera; Eurotatoria; Adinetida; Adinetidae
Source: the annotation of a GenBank genome assembly
AUGUCUGUAGUAGCAAAUUCAGCGAAUACUUCGACGCAGUUAGUCCGUUCGAAUUGGUCGGAGACAAAUGCAGUGGUAUCAUCACCAACAAAUUCAUCAACAGUGAACAAUUCGGUGAAUUUACCGUCAUUCACACCUGAUGAAAGCAAUAACAUCAAUUCAACACUUAAAUCUUCAACGAUAGCGUCUUACGAUAAUGGGCAUUUACUUGAAACGACAGCAUUAGAACGAACAAUACAAACUUAUCCAUUAACAAACUAUACAUUUGGUACAAAAGAUCCGCUGUACGAGCGUGACAGUUCCGUCCAAGCGAGAUUUCAACGUAUGAGAGAAGAAUUCACAACAUUGGGUGUUCGACGCAGUGUUGAAGCAGUUCUCUUAGUACAUGAACAUAAUCUACCUCAUAUACUCCUUUUACAAUUAGGCACAACCUUUUUCAAAUUGCCCGGUGGUGAACUCAAUCCAGGCGAAGAUCCCGUUGAAGGUUUGAAGCGUUUGUUGAAUGAAACUAUAGGUCGGCCAGAGUCGAGCGAACAAAACAAUUGGCUUGUAGAAGAUGUGAUUGGCAAUUGGUGGCGACCGAAUUUUGAAGCACCACGAUAUCCAUACAUUCCCGCACAUAUCACAAAACCAAAAGAACACAUUCGACUAUAUCUCGUUCAACUUGGUGAAUCAGCAAUGUUCGCUGUGCCACGCAAUUACAAACUAGUCGCUGCACCUCUAUUCGAACUCUAUGAUAAUGCUUCGGGCUAUGGGCCGAUCAUCUCAAGUUUACCACAAGCACUUAGUCGCUUCAAUUUUAUUUACAAUUAA